AUGGAUGAAUGUUUACCCAAUUCAUGUCUACUAGGUGUUCACCUCGUCAUUUCAACGCAUUCGGGGCCACAAAUAGUUUAUCACUACCCACCCUCCAAUACAGCAUUUCUAACAAAUAAUCCAACGAAGCAUCAGCACCUCUAUGGAAACCAUGCAAAUCUAAAUAAAAACACAAGUACAAAUAAAGAAGAAAAACUCUUUAAUUCUGGCUCUACGAAAACAGCUUCUCAAAUUGCUCUAAACGAGUCAGCGAAAAGUUACAAUACCGCUAUUACGCCAUCAAUGACAAAUACUAAUACUAAUAAUGUGACAUUACCUCCAACUAGAUCGCAUGCUAAUACUGUAGGAUCACAAAGUUCAAUUCCUGCGGCUACUAAUGGUGUAGGUUAUAGAAAAACCGAUAUCGAAGAUACUUCUCGGACUUUUCAAUACCAAGAAACUGAAUCUGAAACGUCAUCAUCGGGAUUAAGUGACAGCGAAUUGUCCACAGACUACUUAGACAUUUCUAGCGAUUCGUUUUCUAUAUCUUCUUCCUUAUCGUCAUCUUCUUUAUCUUCUUCUCCCUCAAGUUCAUCCUCAUCUUCCCCUCCGCAAGAUGGCUUAUCAAGAACUAAUUCGAGUUUCCAAUCUACGGAUUCAAUGUCUCCAACUUCACCACAAAUGAUAAUGGAAAACGAUAGUAUUUCAGUAGCGGAAUCAUAUCUAGAUUCUGGGACUAAUAACAAAUCAAGGGCCGCUUCCAAGAGAUCCCAGAAUUUCUUCCAUAAAUUGAGUACCAAGAAGAGUACUGAUUCAAAAACACAUUCUCCAGUAAGAAAGCUUAAAUCUAAGCCAUCACAAAGCACUAAAAAAGGCAACAAACUGUUAAAAAAUACGUCCAAUGAGACUGAUGGAAAUGCUUUUACAGGAAGUUGUUCAAUUUCUUCUAAAAAAUCUUUAUCGAGUACAGGAGAGCAUAACCAAGAACUUCGUAAUAGUAGCCUGAACGACACUCCUGGCCAAUCACCUCAUCAUUACCACCAUCGUUACCACCAUUAUCAUAAAAAUGCCGCGACGAGCCAACGAAAUUCCCAUACCCAGUACGAUGUUGAAGAAGAAGACAUGGAAGUUUCGGCAAUGUUGCAGGAUGGUAAAAUCUCUAUGAAUGAAAUUUUUUUUGAAGAGGAAAACUUCCAGGAUAUAAAUAAAAUUCUAGAAUUUGAUAAUGAUUUUGUUGCAGAAUUUUGUAGCCCUGAGAGGGAAAUGUGCAAUACCAGAUUCGAAUUCACGGUGGAUAAUUUCUGCUUCUUAGGCUUACCUAUUCAUGUAGAUUCUCAAGGCAGAUGGAGAAAAUCCAAGCACAAAAAUAAAACCCGCUCUAAAAGAUCUUCGAGUACUACAACAAACAUCAGUAGAAAGAAAUCUAUCGCUUCCAAAAUUUCAUCACUGAGUGAGAAUACUUUGAAGAAAGUUAAUAGUGGUGAAGCUGACACUGUUUAUGACAGUAAUAUUGGUCAUGAGGCUUCUACUGAUACGCCGAAUUUGAGGAUAAAUACUGAUGUCAGUGGAAACGAAUUUGAGAGAGAAAAGGAAGACUUGGGCAAAAAUAUGAACAUGUUUCAUGUAUGCUUUGUUAUGAAUCCGCAUUUAAUCGAAUAUAAUAAAAGGAUUGAUGACAUGUAUCAGUUUGUUGUUACAAGGUUAUCAUUAUUGUUAAGAUAUGUGCAAUCAAAAACCUCGUACAUUUCUAGCGAAUGCCAUAUAAUUUUAAAGGAAAAAGAACGGGUACUGAAACAUUCGAAAACAUACCAAUCUAUAAGAGGCGCAGGAAACAAGGGGAAGUAUCUGUACCAAAGAAUUUUAGCCAAAUCUUCGUUGGCUAGGGCGCUAACGGAAUGUGUUGAUAAAAUCCAACGAAAUGAAAUCGCAUGUCUUGAGAUCAAUGACGAUAAAGUAAUUUCCUUGCAAAUCCCGAUUCAAAACGAGUUUGAAAAAAUGCCAAACUUCAAACUGCAACCCGUGCUAAGAGGCUCAUAUUUGACGUCCAUUUUGAACAUGAAAUUUUUAGAAAAAUCAUCAUUGAGAAUUGAAAGUCAAAAUCGUCAAAACGAUCAGGCUCAAUUCAGUGAUACCAAUAAUAACAUAUACAGGUUUGGCAAUAAUAUUAAUAGUACCGGCCACUGUGGAGCAGCAAAUGUGGAUGACGGGGACGACAAUGAAAGCAAUUACUACUGCGACGACAAUGAUGACCUUUUAAACUAUGCGCUAUUAUUAUUGGACGAGCCAAAUAAUAUUAUUAGCUCCCUCGAAACUUUUUCAUACCAGGACGAUAUUGGCACUAUCAUAUUGAAACAUUUAGUCAGAAAUAUCCAGCCAAAUAUCCCUCUAAGGUCGUAUCGCUAUCUGAUAACUGAUUUAUUAGAUAACCCUUCUUCACUGGACGACCUUACUACAGAAACAAACUCAUUGGAAUCAAGCAUACUGCGCUCUUGCGCAUUGCAUUUAAUGUAUUGGAGACAUGCAAGAAUAGUGAUCCCACUAAGCUCCAAAUACACGUAUAUUGUUUCACCCUUGGCUCCUAUUCAAGGUUAUACAAUAGAUGAUUAUAAAAGUACUUCACAAAAUGAUGGGAACGUGAAAAAAAUGGACGAUCGCGAAAAUAAUAAGAGUGGAAGCGACAGAGUACCACUAAUUUAUCAAAAUUCGAUGUUGUUCAGAUCCAAAUUCCCAUCAUUGCCCAGUUUACCCAUUUUUUUAAGUUUGUUGUCCACGGACAAACCUCAAGCGUACAGUAACAUAAUCCCAUCAAGGGAACAUAAGCCAGUUUACCUGAACGCGUUAGCGUGGUUAAUACAGUACGGGUAUGUAACCCAAUUAUUGACUUUCAUAAAUAUCCGAGUGGACAAACACAUAAAAAUGGCAGUAGAUGAGGAUCUAGAAAAGGAAGGCUUCCGUAAGACUAAUACUGCUAGAAGGCCCAGCAUGGACUACAAAAAAACUGAUAAAAAGCUGGAUGAUGAAGAUGGGCAAAGUAGAGAUGCAAACGCCAGCGAAGCGUGUUCAGGAAAGAAUGAAGGCAUGCAGUCCAACGACAACAACAAAGAUGUGGACGAAAAAGAUAACGAAAAUGAUAGUCGUGUUGAUGAUCGUGAUGACAAUGAAAUAGCUAUUGCGGAUGAAGAAGAAAUACUACACUUCGAAUACGAUGAUCCAGAAAUGCAACAUGACUAUACUAUAAUUUUGGAACCUGAAAGAGCCACUGCGAUUGAAAAAAGAUGGCUUUAUAGAUGUAUUUAUGGUCAGCCUUCAGAUAUCCAGAUUCUUUUUAACAAGUUGCUCAAGUACUUCAAUGGAAAGGUCCCCAUGGAAUUGGUUAUCAUCAAAGAGGAAAUUAGCAGACAUGACCUAAAGAAAUUGCUCAAUGCUCUAGAUAAGUAUUUAAUCGAGAUACACCAUUGGUAA
Molecule: messenger RNA, 3441 nt
Organism: Saccharomyces cerevisiae S288C
Lineage: Eukaryota; Fungi; Ascomycota; Saccharomycetes; Saccharomycetales; Saccharomycetaceae
Gene: NPR3
Product: Npr3p
Exons: 1
Coding region: 1-3441 (1146 amino acids)
Biological process (GO): negative regulation of TOR signaling
Cellular component (GO): vacuolar membrane
Source: RefSeq, marked reviewed